Molecule: messenger RNA, 27254 nt
Organism: Lymnaea stagnalis (great pond snail)
Lineage: Eukaryota; Metazoa; Mollusca; Gastropoda; Lymnaeidae
Source: the annotation of a GenBank genome assembly
AUGAAGACACGCUUUUUCGGGUUAGAAUUUCACCUUAGUCCAGCACCAAGCCUGUUUUGGUGAGUAAAUUAAAUACACAUGAACAUUGAUAGUUUUUAUUGCCUAUUAGAUGCAUAAAUGCAAUUUUCAGACAGAAUUUACAAAGAACGUCAUUACAAAGAAAUCAGCAUUCUGGCUCAGAAAAGCCUUGCUUAGAACAGUCUUGAGAACAACAGCCCGCUUCAGAAUAAGUUGUCGGAGAACAGCCUAGAUAAGACCUAACUGCCUCAGAAUAGCCUGCAUCAGAGCACAAUUCAUCGACAAGGCCUACCACAGAACAGCCUGCAUCAGAAACUCUGUUUUAGAACAGACUGCAACUGAACGGCCUUUUUCAGAAAAACCAUUAUCUGUAAUGGCGUGCCUAAGAUUAGCCUUCACCAGAAUCAAAUUGUAUCAGAACAGGCUGCCUCAUAACAGAACUCCACUAAACGGCGUGUCUCAGAACAGUUAUAGAACAGCCUAAAUCAGAAUAGCCUAACCCCAAACAGCCUAGCUCUAAAAAAAUUUCUCACAACAGCCUGAAUCACACCAUCCCGCAUCAGAAAAAACAGCCUUUGAACAGCUUGAUACAGAUUAGACUGAAUCAGAACAACCUGCAUACAGGAAUUCCUGCCUCAGAAAAUUCUGCUCCAGAACGGCCAGCCUCAUAACAGCGUGCCCCAGAUCAGCCGCUCUCAUUCUAGCAUUCGUCAGAAUAGCCUGCCUCGUAACAGCCUGCCCCAGAUCAGCCGCUCUCAUUCCAGCAUUCGUCAGAAUGUCCUGCCUCAUGACAGCCUGCCCCUGAUCAGCCGCUCUCAUUCUAGCAUUCGUCAGAAUAGCCUGCCUCAUGACAGCCUGCCCCUUAAAAGCCGUUCUCGUACCAGCAUUCGUCAGAAAUGCCUGCCUCGUAACAAUAUGUAUUAAAAGGUGAGCAUCCUGGUCGCAAAACAGUCGGCUCAGAUAAAUCUUCAAAAAGACAAACUGUUUUAGAAAAAUCUGCAUCAGAAAAGCCUUGCUCAGAACAGCCAGCCUAAGAACAAUCUAUUUAACAACAGUCUGCCUUAGAACGUCUGCCACAAAAAAAUAUAAAUUAAAAGACCGCAUUCAAGCCUAGUAAAUGAAUAAAAUAGCAAAACGCGGUAUGAGGAAGCUUGACUUAGAGAACAGGACAAAAAGAUAAGGACGUUUAUGCAUAAAGUUUUCGUCAGCUAAUAUUAGAAAUGAAAAUGUCACAAAGAACAGAGCACACAGAACAACUCAAGAAAUAUAACUUGUUGUCGCCACAAGUGGGAACACAGGAAGCGAGAGAAGAUACAUAUUUGACACUGUGAAAAAUGAGGUCCACAAUAAUAAUGGACGGUAAACCUGGUCCGUAAAGGAAGGCCUCAGAAAUUUCUGAUUCAUAAUAGCCUGCCUUAGAACAGCAUUUGUCAGAACAGCCUACCAAAGAACUGGAGAUCUCACAACAGCACACCACAGAACAGCUAAUCACAGAACGUCCUGCCUUACAACGGCCGGCAAAAGAACUAUCUGCGUCAAAUCGACAUUUCUGAGAACGGAAGUCUUACAACUGCCGACUUUAGAACAGCCUGCCUUGUAAAAGCCUUUUAAAGAAAAGCCUGCAAUUAAAAUACCGGCCUAAGAACAUUAUGUUUGUCCAAUAACGGCUUGUCUCAUAGCAGCAUGAAAAAGAACAGUCAGUCAAAAAAAAAGACUGUCUAAGAACAGCAUGCAACACAAAAAAUACACAGAGUAGCCUGUUUAAGAAUGAUUCAGAAGUGCCUGUCUCAGAACAGAAUGCUUCAGGAUGACAUGGCCAAAAAAAAACCUGCCAAAUAACAGCCUGCCUAAAAUAUCUUUCCACAGAAUUGUCUAAUACAAACGGCUGACCAUAAAAGGGCCUGCAUCAGACAUGACUGAGUCAGAACGUCCUGUUUUACCACCUCUUAUCUAAGAUACCUACAACAGAACAGCCAGUAACACACACGCCUGCGCUUGAAAAUCCUGACUGAGAACAGCCUUUCUUAUAACAACCUACCUAAGAAUGGACGGCCAUACUAUAAGGCAGCCUGUCACUAAAAGCUUUCAAAGAAAAAAAGUUUCUCAGAAUACCCUAAAGCCAAACAGAGUAGCUCUGGAAAGCCUUAAUAAAGCCUGCCUCAGAACAACCUGUCUCGAAACACUAGCUCUUUGAAUGCAACCAAGAGCUACGGUAGAUCUACUUAAGUCAUCGGAUGAAUUAAACUAUUAUCGUUUCUGCACCUGCAUGAAAUCCCCCGUUUCUAGAAAUUUAAUAACAGAGCCAUGUCAAGAUGACAUAGAGCUUAGGCCCGCAACCAAAAAUGUUAGGUUUUAUAAAUUAAUAUGUUUUAAUAUCGCUAAUUGAACAAUAAGUCACAAAUGACUAACACACAAUGACCAACGGUAUAUGCUAAAUGUCAAAAGACAACCUACACAUUCUAAAUGUCAUCGAUUAUAAAAAAGGGACAAAUUCAUGAUACUCACUUCUAUAAGAACGACUGUGUUGCAAAAUAUUGCGGUCCAAAGAAUAAAAUCUUCCAAAUGUAACGUUCGAGAAACUCCAAGAUUAUGCAUCCAUCGGACAUUAAAAAAAAUUAAAAAAUCACAAUCCGCUGCAACAAAGUUAAAGUCAAAAUUUUCAAGCAAAAUGUUAAAUAUUGAGACAAGCUGGAAUAUCCAAAUUUCUCCACAAACUAUUGUCGACAUAUUUGUUCAUAGCCGUACACAUUUCCUGAAACAUAAAAGAAAGAAGGAGAGGUAGCGACAUACAUCUCCAAGGUAAAUCGCCGCUUGAGUGAAAUGACUGACAUCGUCAGCCAGCAAAGCAAAAGAUAUCUCAAUAAGUUGAAACCUACGUACUAAAAAGCACUCAAGCCAUAGAUAUUCGUUAAAAAAAACAUGCAGCGAAUAUAUAGUUGCACCCACGCUAUCUGAAUCCAAUAUGUCGUUUCCUCGAACAAAACAAAAUGAUGGAAAAAAGUCAUUAGAUGAUGCGCUAAGUAUGAAAUCAAGAAUCACAACAAGCAACAUGGGCAAGAUAGAAGUUUUCGACUAGAUCGCCAGUCGGAUCCACGUUGCUUUAUCGCAAACACAUAAAAUGAAGCUGCCAUUGAGUUGUUAAGCUAAGAUGAUGAGUCAUUUUUUAUUAAAUUUGGCAUCCUCAUGUAUUAAAAAAAAAUAAUACGGAUAGAAAUCAAAAGGUCAUCAACAUCUUAAGCCUAAAUAUGAAUUCAAAGACUUACACAGGCCCGUUUCCAUGCGGAGAACACAGGUAGCAGCCAAAUGGAGAGUGCAAAGUAUACGGUGAACCUGGAUGGCAGCCAAAUUGAGAGUGGAAAGUGUACGGUGAACCUAGGAAACAGCCAAAUUGAGAGUGAAAAGUGUACGGUGAACCUGGGAAACAGCCAAAUUGAGAGUGGAAAGUGUACGGUGAACCUGGGAAACAGCCAAAUUGAAGGUACGAAGCGUAAUAAGUAGCUACGGAAAUCGUUUUCGUUCAAAGCUCAACAUGGAAUAUUUGAAAUUGGCACUGACAAUGAUACGCACUGUGUUAAACCAAUCAUGAGCGCUGAUAUAUUAACAUGGCAAUAUUUUGUAGAUUCUUAUUUUGCAGGUGUAAACAUAAGUCUUGAACUACAUUCAACCAACAAUCAGUACAGAAGAAUGUUUUAGUGGCUCAAUAUUUUUUUUUUUUACAAAAGCGAUCACAACUGCUGGCAGCGCAGUUUUGAUGUCUUAAGGAUUCGAAAGAUCGUUGAGAAACCUGUAAGGACACUGCUAACAUACAAUAUAUCUAUUCCCAUCGUUUGGCUGGUUUGAUCUCACGAUUUCAUUCACAGUUAACCAUAAAUCGCUAGCAAUCAAUGAGAAUUUGCAUGCAGUCGAACAAAAAACAAUUAAUUUUUUUGCCCAAGAUUACGAUAAAAUUGGAAACAUUAAUGUGUGACUUGAUAUUUUGCAUUGCUUCUUAAGAAACAAAAUAUUUCGUAUACAUCAAUGAAUUCCAAAUUAUGAGAUGCUUCAUAUGAGAUAAUAUUUUUUUACUUAAGGCUUACCAUACGUUCUUAUUUAUGUGAUUUUACUCUCAAGAGAAAGGUUUAGAAACUGGAUAGCAAGUCGAUAAUUUUGAAAGUGCCAAAAAUCCUGCUAAAUAAAGGUGUACUAGUUAUGCUGCUAAGAACUCCCAAUGCAAGGCAGAGGGUGUGUAACAUUACAUGAAUGCUUGUAAUGUGUUUUAAAACAACUUCAUCACUGUAGAAAUUAUUACCUAAUCAAUCGUGCUUACACCGUAUUACUGCCGCGAAGUGAAUUGCGCCGAUCAUCACUACUCUAUCCUUUAUUUUCCAUCGUCGACAAUGCCCCAACAAUACGAAUUAUGCAAUAAUCAUGAACAAAUCAACACCAGUAACAGAAACAUUGCAAAUCCCAUCUACAUGCAUAGGAGCCAACAUGAUCAAUAAAUUGAUCGUGGGCCCUUAAGAUAUAGAAGAAGAAGAAGAAAUCUCAAUGAAAAAAUAUUCAUUCAUGUUAAAAUUGAUCUUACAUCUACCUUAUUUAUCUUAUGGACAACUUUAUUUAAUAUUGUCACAAAUGUCAAGACUAUGAAAAUCAUAAACGAUUUUUUUUUCAUUUAUAACAUAUAUUUUUCGUGUUGUCAGUCUAUUGGCAAACCAAAGGUCGUCAGACAGAGCAGUCAACUAGUCCAUCGUAAUUAUUCGAUAGUUUUUCGACCAAGCCUGCCACCAACUUACCCAUGUUGUGGUCAUCUUUUAUGUACAACAACAUAAUCAUGAGAUGGUCAUCUAUUAAGUCAACCAGCUGAAACAUGUUUUUUGUCUUCUAGUUGGUCCACCAACUAAAUAUGCGUGGGCUAUCUAGUAGAUGCAUCAAAUUAAAUAUGUUUUGGUUAACUAGUAGGUCCACCAACUUAUCCAUGCGGUGGACAUCCAGUAGAUCCACACAUGAAGCCAUGUAUUGGUCCUUUAAUAUGUCCACCAACUUUACCAUGUGUUGGUCAAUAAAUAAGUUCACACACUUAACAAUGUGUUUGUCAUCUAGUAGGGCCCGCAAUGUACCUAUGCUGUUUUCAUCACGGAGGUCGACAAACUUAAAAAUAUGAUAGUCAUCUUGUAGGUCCUCCAACUUAAACAUGUGUUAAUUAUCUAGUAUGUCAACCAAAUAUACAUGUUUUACUCUUCUACUAGCUUCACUAACUUCAACAUGUGGUGGACACCUAGUAGGUCCUCCAACGUACCUAUGAGUUGGUAAUCUGGUAAUCCACCAACAUAAACAUGUUGUGGUCAUCUAUUAGGUCGACUAGAUCAUCUAAGUUUUACUAGUUUCAGUCAUCUAUUUGGUCCACCAACUUAAACUUAUGGUGGUCAUCUAUUAGUUCCAACAAUUGAAACAUGUGUUUGUCAUCUAUUAGGCCCACUAACCCUAACCAUGUUGUUUUCAUGUAGUAGGUCCACCAAAUGAAUCAUGUGGUUUUUGUCUAGUAGGCUCACCAACUUACCCAUAUGCAGGUCGAUACUGAGGAGUUUCCUGAGGCAGCUUUUGUGAAAAGUGUGUUCUUUAUUGGCCUUAUGCUGGUAUCAUGCCCACGUUUGACAUCCAUAGAGCAUUGACGAGAGAACUGCUGUGCUACAUACAUUGAUCUUUGUUUCUCGUCUGAUGUCUCUCCUGUCCAAAACAGUGCUGAGAAGUCUAGCAAAUACUGCACAGGCCCUUACGAGCAGGAUAUACAUUUCGUCAUCUGGAGAGGGUGCUGCCCAGGUAAGUAAAUGUAUCCACCGCGUUAAGACGCUGUCCACUGAUGUUGAUGUUGGAAUCAACGUAGAGCUUACUGGGAUCUGGCUGAUACACAACUUCCGUCUUCUUUGUUUUGAUUUUGAGGCCAAAGUUGUUGCAGGCAUCAAUGAGAUAUCAACGGUGUGGUGCAUUGUGGCUUCUGAGACAGAGUUAAGGGCAGAAGCUUGUUGUUUGAUUUCGAUUUUAGCCUAAAGCAACUUAGAGUUAAAAACUGAUCCAAGUUUGUGGAAACGGAUAGGCAAACCCGUGGUGGAGGUAUAAUAAGUUUACGACUUGUUUGUUAACGUCGAAACUGUAUAUUUUUUAAGGUAGAAAAGAAUUUUGUAAAAUUUUAUUUUUAUACAGCAUUUGGCAGUGCCCAUGAUAUCUGUACUUUUAUUAAUGGUCACAACUAAGUACUUAUAUGCGUCAACUUUCUCUAUCCUUUAAGUUUUUAUGUUGAGAUCAGUAAUUUGGAAUUGCUCCACCAUAAUCAAAAAACAUUUAACAUUGUGCCUAGACGCGCUACAUUUUUUAGAUUUCAGUGGGAGAAAUUUCAUUGCACCAAUUGAUAAGGUCUGUAAUUAAGUUGAUGUAUAAGGCUUCUAUUUCAGCCAGCUAGGGUGGUAUCUUCAGAUCUUAUCAUUGGAAUGGUAUCGUUUGAGCUUUGAAUAUCAUUGGUAUAUAUUUUAUACAUCACAGGGAAUAGAAAGCAACCUUGUGGCGCCCCGAUACUUAUUUCUGUGGUUAGAGAUACAUGGUCAUUUACCUUGAGAAAUUGUAAUUGAUUUGCUAAAAAAAUCAUUAUCUAAGCUUAAAUAUUUUAAUUUAUUCCUAACGAGGAAUUAGUCCGUAUCACAAGCUGCAGUUGGAUAGUGUUAAAUGAUGAUGAGAAGUCUAAGAGAGACCCUGGCAUAUUUGUUUAAGGCUGUGUAUGUGAUGGUGAAGUCUCUCCAACAAUAGUAAGACGGCAUCCUAACUGCAUCUGUCAGGUUUAUAAGCGAAUUCGUGGGUGUCAAGUUUUUGCUGUACUUCAUCAAAAAAAUUUAUCUCAGAAAAAGUAUCUGAAAAUCUAUCAUGACAACAGAGAUAAGUGCAACAGGACGUAAAUAGUUGUGGCAAGUUACCUUUUUUUUCUUUGGAAUUGGUAUGAUUUCUGACGUUUCCCAAAAUGUUUGCAUAGCGUAAGUUACAUAAGAUGUAUUCAAUAUAUAACAAACAAUCUAGGAGACCUGCUCUGAGGCAUAGAUUAACGAGCCGAUCACUUAAUCUUUCUGGUCCAGCGGCCUUGCCAGGGUCCACAUUUCUAAAAUAAAGACAGAACAUACUGUUCUGUAAACAAGAAAGUAUCCUCCUGUGUAGUGCUGCCUUCUUUAAAUGAAAUCCUCAUUUUAAUGUGUACACUUUUAACGACAAUACAAUCCAUUUUAGUCGUUAACAAAAUUCUUCACAUACCUACUCAACAAAGAAACAGUCAUGCUUAGGAAUAUAUCCUGUUAUUUGUGUUAGUCGAGAUUAGCUAUAAUAUUUUCGCUACUAGUUCGGAUACUACAAUGUUUCUGAUAGCAUACGUAUAAUUUAAAAACAAUUUAUUUAUUCAUAAACGUGAGUAAUUUUGUCUCAUUAAAUGUAAAUUUUACGUUGAUUAAGACAGUAUUUAAAUAACAUUACACAUUCUCAACGACUUAUGUUUGUAAAGCGUUUAUAACACAUUUUUCCUGUAGAGACAAAUAAAAGAAAGGCUUACACAACAGCCCUCAAAGAGCUAGGGAGAAGGGACUGACAAAACAGUCAAGUAGAAGCUAGAAUUAAAUAAUUACUGAGGAAGGAAAUAGAGAAAUUUACUCAUCAGUUAAUUAGAUGCUAGACAGAGAGGAACCUACUCAUCAGCCAAUUAGAGUCUAGAAUUAGAGGACCUUACUCAUCAGACAAUUAGAGGCUAGAAUUAGAGGACCUUACUCAUCAGACAAUUAGAGGCUAGAAUUAGAGGACCUUACUCAUCAGACAAUUAGAGGCUAGAAUUAGAGGACCUUACUCAUCAGCCAAUUAGAGGCUAGAAUUAGAGGACCUUACUCAUCAGCCAAUUAGAGGCUAGAAUUAGAGGACCUUACUCAUCAGCCAAUUAGAGGCUAGAAUUAGAGGACCUUACUCAUCAGACAAUUCGAAACAAGAAAGAGAAACACACAAUAGUCACGUAUGUGUUAGGAAUAAAUAGAGGAAAGUAACUAAUGGAUUUACACAACAGCCCUGUUACUAGCAUCCAUUCGUCUCACUUUGACGGUGGUGUAGACUUGGCAGGACGACAUCCAAAAGGAUGGUUGGCCGAUUGGUCUGCAUUGACUUAAUCAAAAUAGCAGGUGGUCUCGAGUUCAAACCCACCAAUGCCAAAGACAAUCACGACAAUCUCAAGGACCCCGGGUGGAUGGGACACGUUAGCCUUGGAAGGAAAACUGUAAACUCUAACCAUGAGCAAGAAUGAUCAAUAAAGUUAUAGUAGACACUCACAAUAUUUAUAUUCUUCUUCUUGGGAUUAUAAGCGUGUACCCUACACAGCUGAUCACCUAUCUCUACGUCGAUGGAUAAUGCCAGUGGCGUCCCAAGAACUUUCGGAUAGUUUCAUUGUAUCAAUGUUAACCGCCAAAGUGAUCCCAUCUCCAGGUUUGAAUUCAGUUUCCUUCUCUUGGAUAAGUUUCCAUUAAAGUUUAGUUAAAGUUAAGUCACAUCCAAUUGGAGCGAUGUUGAUGUUUUUUGCUUGAUUUUGCUCAGAUGGUUUUUUGUCGAACUGUAUAUCUUAGUGUCACUUGCUCAUCCACCCUUCGAAGCCGGACGCUCACCCGUGGGGCAUCCUAGUCUAUUACUUCACACAGACCAGUGCAACCGACAUCAACGUUCUACUUCAACGAUAUAUGCAGCUUAAUCUCUCACACACAAAAACAAGCCACGCCGUGAAUAUCACACAAAGGCCAUCCUUUCAUUCUAUCAACAACUAAUGCGUAAUUUCUCCUUGCCCAAAUACGUCCUAACUCUCUCAAACAAUAGAUACGGCUACACAUGAAAUCUCUGUACUAAAUAUAUUUUCCCUACCGAACAGGACAACAGUGAUUUAGACAUAAUAACAUUGAUUCUCAUACCCUUGGCAUAUACCCCUAUUCCGCUUAGAUUCUACUCCCCCAAGUAGAAUCUUCCAAAAAUGAAUAGUCAGGGUAUGGGAACACUGUUGGGUCAUACAACAAAAAAUUGACUCAAAACAAACAACCCUGUUAAAAUUACACUGUUCCAUCCUUAUUCUAAUUACAUCAAAGUUACAGCACGUGUUAAAUCAUCAUUGCAUCGUUAUUAUAUACAAUAUAACUACAGUGACGAAUAUAAUAGCAAGACAAUGUAACAUUUGUAACUUCAAUGUAUACCUCUACCCUCUAAUUACAUAAAUUUUAGACAUUUAAAAAAAGAAAAUCAUGGAUUAGUAGUAUCGCAUCUCAGUAAAUACUAUUCAUAAUAAGUCAAAGAUGAAAAUAUUUACAACGACCAAAAGCUAUCAACUCACUGAAUCAAUGUCAAACUCUGUUAAUGAAUCACGUUUACCUAAUUAUACAAGUGUCCAAAAUAAGAAGAAGAAAAAUGUCAACAUCCAUGAACUCAUGUGGACAGCCAUGCAUUGUCCAAUCUAAUAUUAGCGUUUAAGAGGUAAAUAUUUCGCUUGUCCGACGCCUGGUAAAAAAGCGUGCACAAAUCUUCAUUAAACUUAAAGUCUGAGAAAUAUCUGCUCUUAACCUUCCAGCACUACCAGCUCUCAUGAUAUAAAUCAUUUACUACAGCCAUAAUUUUCUCCCCUAACCCCACCUCAAGGAAAAAGCUCACCUACUUUACGGAAACUAUGUUUUUUUCUCUUAUGUUAUGUGCACUUCAAUUACACAAAUUUCGGUCAGCCACGUAUAGCGUAUGACCUAUGACGUAUAACCUUUGACUUAUGACCUAAGACGUUUGAGAUGUGAUGCAUGACUGCUGCGUCGUUUUGGAAAAUGUACGUGAGAAAAUGUGUUCACUUUUUGGGUUGCAAGCAACAGUGAACAAUGCAGUUUGGUGAAGGAUUGAGUUUGUAUUUUCCUAAUGAUUUCUGGUGCAUCGUUGCAGUGUUCAUCGGGGAUUAUUUUUUUUUUUAUAUUUUGAACGUCCGUUAUCUUAUUACUGGUUACGCCUUGUUGUAGACUUGUUUUACACAGCGUAUAUACAAUUAAAGAUUGAUACAUAAUUUAAAAAGUAACCAAUACAUUUUUUUUGGCAUACCUAAACAUCAGCUUUACAAGGGCUAGGAGAGGACAACGGCUACGCAUAUUAUUUUAUGUUACUUACUGAGAGGUGGUGGCCAGUCUUGGUGGCGUUUAUCUGCAGCUGUCAGCCCUAUUGAAGACAGAUAGAAAAAAAAGACCUGCAAAACAGUCCAUUUAAGGCCUGGAAGAAAAGGAGACUUGCACAACAGUCUUUUAAAAGCCUGGAAGCAUACGACUUAAAAAAGCACUGUUAAGGCCUGGAAGAAAAGGAGACUUGCACAACGGUCUUUUAAAAGUCAGGAAGCACAGGACUUAUAAAAGCACUGUUAAGGUCUGGAAGAAAAGGAGACUUGCACAACAGUCUUUUAAAAGUCAGGAAGCACACGACUUAAAAAAGCACUGUUAAGGCCAGGAAGAAAAGGACAUGCACAACAGUCAUGUUAAUAGCAGGUGGAAAAUGACUUGUGUAACGAACCGGUUCCUACCAGGGUUCGUUAGAUGUGUUUUUUCUUGGGUUAUUAUAUUAAUUACACAUUUCAUAUAUUCUUAGAGUAACGUAUCUUGAUAUAUAAUCCCCCGGCAAAUUUCAAAUAAGACGGGUAAACCACCAAUUAGGCUAUUUAUAGAUACGCCUGAGUGUGGUUCCUUUAUGAGUUGACCAACGCAUAAAAUAUAAUUCCUGAUUACUACGCUACAUGAUAUUUAUAUAUUUUUUUUAAUAACGCACUUUCGUUUGGUGCGUUCUAUUUUCUUUUCGGAAAUUAAAUCGUCUCAAUUUAAGUAUUGUGUAAAAAAUAUUCGGUUUAAAUAUUGUUUGGACAUGAGAAUAUUAAUAUAGUUCAUGGGCGUGACAUAAAAAGUUUGCAGUGACGUAUCAUGGGGCAAGGGGUGUAGCAAACAUUGGGAUUCUUAAAUGUGCGUCACUUGAGUUCAUGUUUUGUCAAGUAACUUUACUCGAUGGGAAGUUCAUUGCUAUCGCCAAUGUUUGACGGGCUAUACCUAGUACUUAAUAACUUAACUACAUGUCCAACUACCAUUAUUCAAUCACACCAAACUACACUUUAACAUCACGUAAUUUACCCAUCUUACAAAAUACGUCACAAAAUACUAAGCAUAAUAGUUCAAGCAACACAUAUACUCUCUAAAAAACGCAAAAUUAUAAUAAAAAUUCAAGUCCUUCACGACAAAGAAGCAAAAGAAUUGCACAAAAUCCCUGAAAGGACCAAUGAGAAAAUGACUUGUACUCUCUCUCUAAUCUUUGCUGUUGUAGCUCAGUUGACAAAUAUGAGCUUGAAGAAUUGAACUGGUUUGAUCUUUGAAACUUGCAGCAACAAAUGGCAGGUAUUUAAACGACUCUCUGCCAAAGUCUUUUCCCAAUGUAUUCCGCAAGCUAUUCUUGUUUCACUUACAUUAAUAACAACAACAUUCAUAGUGGACCCUUUCUUUACAACCAUCCGACGAUUUUAAAUGUGGCAUCGAUCGACAAAUCAUGGUGAUCUUCUAUUUGGGUCAUGUUUUCUAAGUGUAUAUCGUUUUAGUGUGAACAGAAAUAAGGCAGGAUUUAUGCAGAAAUUAUUGAAAUAUGUGCAAAGAGUUCAUUCCAGCUUCAGUUUCUUUUCGAACAUGCUUUUAAAGAAUAUCAAGGAAGUUUUCAAUUAAAUGUUUACAUUAUGAAUAAGUAGACCGCCCCUGGGGACAACUCCUGCAUCCGUUCAAGAUUGAACGCCCCUGGGGACAAUCCUGCAUACGUUCAUGAUUGACUGCCCCUGGGGACAACUCCUGUAUACGUUCAUGAUUGACCGGCCCUGGGGACAACUCCUGCAUACGUUCAUGAUUGACCACCCCUGGGGACAACUCCUGCAUACGUUCAUGAUUGACCACCCCUGGGCACAACUCAUGUAUACGUUCAUAAUUGACUGCCCUUUGGGACAACUCCUACAUACGUUCUUGAUUGACUGCCCCUGAGGACAACUCCUGCAUACGUUCAUGAUUGACCGGCCCUGGGGACAACUCCUGCAUACGUUCAUGAUUGACCACCCCUGGGGACAACUCCUGCAUACGUUCAUGAUUGACUGCCCCUGGGGACAACUCCUGCAUACGUUCAUGAUUGACGCCCCUGGGGACAACUCCUGCAUACGUUCAUGAUUGACCACCCCUGGGGACAACUCAUGUAUACGUUCAUAAUUGACUGCCCUUUGGGACAACUCCUACAUACGUUCUUGAUUGACUGCCCCUGAGGACAACUCCUGCAUACGUUCAUGAGUGACCACUCCUGGGGACAACUCCUGCAUACGUUCAUGAUUGACCGCCCCUGGGGAAACUCCUGUAUACGUUCAUGAUUGACCACCCUUGGGGACAACUCCUGCAUACUUUCAUGAUUGACCGCCCUUGGGGACAACUCCUGCAUACGUUCACGAUUGACCGCCCUUGGUGACAAUUCCUGCAUACGUUCAUGAAUGACCGCCCAUAGGGACAACUCCUGUAUACGUUCAUUAUUGAACGUCCAAAGGGACAACUCUUGCAUACGUUCAUGAUUGACAGCCCCUGGGGACAAUUCCUGUAUACGUUCAUAAUUGAACACCCCUGGGGAAAACUUCUGCAUACGUUCAUGAUUGACCGCCCUUGGGGACAACUCCUUCAUACGUUCAUGAUUGACCGCCCCUGGGGACACCUGCUAUACAUGUUUAUGAUUGACCGCCCAUAGGGGCAACUUCUGCAUACGUUUACGACUGACCGCCCCUGGGGACAACUCCUGCAUACGUUCAUGAUGGACUGUGUUUAUUUGUGUGUGUGUGUGUGUGUUCAUUCUAGUUUCAAUAGCAAUUUGAACACUUAAGAGGAUUGUCCCUCGAAAUCAAUGCCCGACAGAUCUCAUUAACUUUGUUGAAUUUUGGUCUCGAGAUUUAGUUUGUAGUCUGUUGAUUUAUACAUGAUAAGUGUCUAAAACAAGUGUUCAGAGCAACCCUAAGUUGAAGCUUGACUUAAAUCUUCAUCUGAUUAGAAAUGUUUGCACCGCCUCAUGUCUUCACGAGACGGCAUUAGGAUGAAAUUAUGUUGGAGUAAGCUCAUUUUGUUGGGCAUAAACAGCUGUGUUUAAUAUUUCUUCUGUCAGCUUUGGCUUAAACAUAUAUUGAUUUUUUUCAAACCCUUUUUUCAGCCAUUACGUCUUUCAGCAACCUAUGAGACAAUAAACAAUAUGAAAAUUUAUAUAGCUCAUUUUUAAUGACUACAAUCAAUUUAUUUAGUGUCAUUUUUAAUGACGACAAACAAUUUGUUUAGUGUCAUAUUUAAUGACAACAAACAAUUUGUUAUACGCUUUAUUCAUUGACAACAAACAAUAUGUCUAGUGUUGUAUUUAAUGAAACCGAACAAUUUGUUAAAAAUUGUAGUCGAUGAACACGAAUAAUUUUUGUUAUUGUUAUAUUCAAUUAUAACAAACUAUAUGCUUAGUGUUGUACUCACAGAUAAGAAACAAUGUUUAGAGUUGUAUUCAAGGACGGCAAAUAUACGGGUUUGCCAAUAAUGUAUGAAUUGUGUACUGAACUUCUAGUCAAUCGAUUUUUUUAGACUUGACAUAAAGUAGAUCCUCUUGGUAUUUCCAUUAAAAAGGGGCGUGACUAAAGACGCAUUAUAUUGCCACCGGCAAAGGCACACAUCAUAAAAACUCAUCGGUUUGUAGAUAGCAUUGUUUGAAUAGAACAUUCGUUUUUAAAAACGUAUUUUCUAUCUGACAUAUUUAUUCUAUCUUAUUAUUUAAGCUGAGAAGAAGAAGAAGAAUUUGUUUAGCAGGAUAGAAUUCACAGGCGUCUCUCACUAUAACACUUCGGAAUCUUAAUGUCCAUAUUUUCACACAAAAUGUAUUAUCAGCAUGAGGUUCAACGAUUUUUUUAUGUUUUCCUUUCUUUGAUACAUGUAAAUAUUAAUUUACAAUAUAUUUUUUUUUCUAAUUAAAUUUUUUGCAGUCUUCGGCAUAUGAUAAAAGUUUUAAAUAUGUUAUCUUCCGUCUCUUGUCCUAAUACAUUUUUAUCUUUGUGUUUACGUGUUUAAAUUUGCACAAAGCAAUUAAAAAAAAACGUUUAAAAUGUUCCUUAGCAGCACCCCCAGUAAUGUAACCCCCAUAUGUCCUGAAGCAGUACGCCCACUAAUGUAAGCCCCAUAUGUCCUGAAGCAGUACGCCCACUAAUGUAAGUCACAUAUGUCCUGUACUAGCCUCAACACUCAUGUAAGUGAAAAUGUCCUGUAGCAGCAAACCCACUAAUUUCAGUCACAAAUGUCCUAUAGCAGCACCCUCACUAUUGUAAGUCCCAUAUGUCCUGUAGCUGCACACCAACUAAUGUAAGUCCCAUAUGUCCUGUAGCAGCACCCCCACUUAUUUAAUUCACGAGCCACCAUAUUCUAAUGUGUUCUACCCACUCAAAAACAAAUGGUUUGCUCAAACAUGGUUAUUGAUUGUCUCUUGAUUCUAAUCGCAUUAACAAUAUGUCAGAUUUAUUUCACACGUAUCUCAUUGGGUCUCAAAUCUGGUACAAGCGUACCGUUACAUAAGAAAAUGCUUUCCAUUUGUUAAUCUGUGUGCACUGUCGUUUAAUAAAAAGUAAGUGCACGUUAUUGUGUGUACCUCUAAAUUUAUCUGAACCGUUGAAGUUUCUCCAUCACAAUCCCAACUUCAUGACAUUCCAUUGAAACCAUUCAAGCAAAACCUCACAUCUAUGCCAUUCUUUGAUAUUUUUAAUCACAAUCUCACCUCCCUGACAAUCCUUUUAAAAGAUUUCCAACACAAUCUCAUCGCCAUGUCAUUCCUUCAAAAGAUUUCCAACACAAUCUCACCUCCUUGACAUUCUAUUUAAACGUUUUACAAAUGACUUUUCAUCACGUCUUUAAUUGCCGUCAUUUGAUUUCGACCUUGAACUUUUAUAGUAGAAAUAACAUUAUUUUGUAGCAAUAAAUCUCUUAACUUGCUAUUAUCUUUGGAGUUGAAAAAAAAAAUCUUUAUGAUCUGAAUAUAUUGUGAAGCUUUAAACAACUGUGCGAAAUUGAGGAUUUUCAAUUUAAAAAUUAGAAGAAAAAAAAUUGUGUUGGUCAGAUUUAACGAAUGAUUUGAGGAUAUGUUGAACUAAUUGAUUAAAUACCGUUAGAAUCACUAUAAGGACGUUUACAAUAGCUUGGUUUUAAGAUAAGCCCAAACGAAAGACAGUUUAAUCCAAAAGUUUGAGACCUCUCUAGUAAGGUAGGUAAUCUAAUUUUUUUUUUAAAAUUAGUUUAGAUGUUAAGCUAUUUAAGAGUGGUCUGACACGUCACUUGGUAUCUCUUCAAUCGGCGAAGCAAACAAUAACUUUGGUGUUUGAGUUUCAACUUAGCCCAGAACCAUGACUGCUUUGGUGAGUACAGUAAAUAGAUAUGAUGAUUGAAAAUAUUUAGUGUCUAUUAGAUGUGCGAUUGCAAUUGUUAGAAAGAAUUUACAAAGAACAUCACAGAACAUCAAUCAAUAGUCUUGCCCUGAGCAGCCUGACUGUUCAAAGCUUGUCAUGCUUGGAUAUGAAUAUAUUUGCCAAGAACAGUCGCUCUCAGAACUGACUGCCUUGCAUUAGAAAAUUGCUAAACGAUUUGCCUCACAAAAGCCUGUCUCAGAAUGAACUGCUCCAGAAUAGUAUUCCUCAUAACAGCCUGCCACAAAACAGCUUCUUUCAAAACGGUAUGCCUCAUAACCGUGGAAAUUAAAAAAAGCCUGUCUCAGAAAUUGAAGCCUCUUAAAAUCCAACAAUAAGACAUCCAGCAUUCAAACGGCCUGUCACAGAAUGGCCUGCCUAAAAACAGCCUUCGUCUCAAAGCAGCCUGUACAAGAACAGUCUGUCUCACAACGCACUGACACAUAAAAGCAAGCCUAAGAACGGCAUGUCCCGAACUAUCUACCUCAGAACAGUCUGCCUCACAUCGUCAUUAAUCAGAACAGCCUAGAUCAGAACAGCCUGUCCUAGAACAACCCGCCUUAGACUGGUUAUCAAAUUUACAUUGUGCCACAAAACAACCUAUCUCAGAUCGUCCUGACACAGCAAAUCGUGACUCAAAUCGGCUUGCCUGAGCACGACUAAAUAUGAACGUCUGUCCAGAAUGGUCUGCCUCAGGACAGUCUGCCUCGGAACGGCGUGAAUUCAGAACAACCUGGAUUAGAACACCCUGCCCCAGAAAGCCCAUGAACAAUGAAGCCUGCAAAAAAACAAAAUAACAUGUUUCAUAAUUGCCUGUCUUAUAACAACCUUGUUCAAAAAGAUCGGUCACAUUAUUGCCUUAAUCAUAACAACCUUCUUCAAAAAGAUCGAUCACAUUACAGCCUGCCUUCAAAUGACUUUAAUCAUAACACCCUUCUUCAAAAAGAUCGGUCAAAUUACAGCCUGUCUUAGAACGACCUUAAUCAUAACACCCUUCUUCGAAAAGAUCGGUCACAUUACAGCCUGCCUUUGAAGACAUUAAUCAUAACACCCUUCUUCAAAAAGAUCAGUCCUAUUACAGCCUGCCUUAGAACAACCUUAAUCAUAACACCCUUCUUCAAAAAGAUAAGUCCUAUUACAGCCUGCCUUAGAACUACAUUAAUCAUAACACCUUUCUUCAAAAAGAUCGGUCACUUUACAGCCUGCCUUAGAAUGACCUUAAUCAUACCACCCUUCUUUAAAAAUAUCGGUCACAUUACAGCCUGCCUUAGAAAGACCUUUAUCAUAACACACUUCUUUAAAAAUAUCGUUCACAUUACAGCCUGUCUUAGAACGACCUUAUUCAUAACACCCUUCUUCAAAAAUAUCGGUCACAUUACAGCCUGUCUUAGAACGACAUUAAUCAUGCAACAAAGUGCCUCAGAACAAACCUACUCAGGAAACAAUGUCACAGAAAGGCCUGUCUCAAAGUCUCCUUGCAUAGAACGUCAUGGAUCAUAAGAGUCUGUGUCAUUAGUGCCUGCUUCAAAACGACAACCGGAAUUACAGCCUGCCAGCUUGUCUCAGAACUUCCUGACACUGAAAAUCCUGUCUCAGAUCAACUUGUCUCAAAAAAAUAUGACCCACAAUAGGUCCUUUCUGAACGGUCUGCCUCAGUACAGUCUGCCUCAGAAUUGCGUUACUCAGAUAGCCUGGAUCAGAACAGCCUGUGUCAGAACAGCCUGUCUUAAACGGCCAGAAAAUUAAAGCCUGUCACAGAAAAGACCGCCAUAAAAAGUCACUUACACAUAAAAGACUGACUCAGAACAAACCUUCUUAGAAAAGCUGCCUAAGAACGGCCAAUUCAGAAGGUUCUGCUUCAGAUCCGCAUGCCUUAGAAUGGCUUGACUCAAAGCAUUAAAAAACAGUCUGGAUCAGAAAAGCCUAACACAGAAAAGCCUAACUAAUAACACACUUCUUAUAAAAAAGAAGUCACAUUACAGCCUGCUUCAGACCGACCUUAAUCAUAACAGUCUACUACAGAACAAACUGCCUCAGAACGACAAGUCUCAGAAAAGACUGCAACAGAACAGCCUGUCCCAGAGUAUUCUGCCUCAUAACAUAACAGACUAAAAGAGAACAGCCUGACUUAUUUGGCCAGUCUCGUAACAGCCGUUCACAGGACAGCCUUUAUCAUAAGAGCCUGCAACAGAACAUGUCUCCACACGUCAUGCCUAGAACAACCUGCCUCAAAACAGCCUGUCACAAAAUAUUCUGCCUUAUUAUUGCAGUCUACAGAACAACUUGCUAAAUAAGAGCCGCUUUCAGAACAAUCUGCUAAGGAAUAGCCUUCUGAUAGCAGCCUUUUAAACAAUGGACUGCCUUAGACCAGACUUCAUCUGAAUAGCUGCCUUCCAUAUUACACUCUGUUAAAACAUCCUGACUAAGAACUGCUUGCCUUAAAAUAGCCUGCCAGUAACAGCCUUCCUCGUACCAGCUUGCAACAGAGAAACCUGCCUCCGAUUGACAUUUUCUCAGAAUAGCAUGUCAAUGACCAACCUGAUUAAUAAAUGAAUGUCCCAGAACAGCUCGCCUAAAAAACGAAUGUCUGUGGAUAGACUGCAACUCAAAGACCUCCAACAUUAAAGCCUUUCUCAAAGCAGGCUGACUAAUAACCUGGAUCCUCACACAGUCAGCCUAUCAGAGACUUCCUUAUAAAAGCUUGCAACAGAAUGCCUGACACAGAGUUGCUUUCCACAGAACGAUAUGUCUGAGAACAUCUUGGCUCGAAACAGCCGCUCGCAGAAUAUCCUGCCUCAUACCGUCAUUCAACAAAACAAUCUACCGCAGAAUAACCUGUCCCAGAAAGACCUUCUUCAUAACUGACUGAUUCAAAACAGCCUUAGUCGUGAUAAUGUGCCACCGAGAAGAGUUCGCAUAACAGCCUUCAAGAUAACAGCCUCUCCAAGUACGGAAUAUCUCACAACCUGACUUAAAUGAACUACGUGUAUCAGAACAAUUUCUUCAGAAAAAUCCACCUCAUAACACCUCGCCAAAGAACAGCAUGUCCAAUAAAAGCAAUCUUCAGCUCGGCCUCCCACCUUAAAGCCUGCUAUAGAACAGCACGACACAGAAGGACCGGUCUUAUUAGAGUCUGCCAAAGAGAGGCCUUUAUCAGAACGGCUUAUCUUAAAAUGGUCCGGCUCAUAAUAAAUGACACAGAACAGCCUGACUAGGAUUGACCUGCCUAAUCGUACGGUAUAAGAACAGCUUGUCUGCAUCAUAAUGGCCUGCCCAAAUACAACCUUCUUUAGAAGGGACGGCAAUAAAUAUAAUUAUUUAUAACAUUCUGCAAUAGAAUAGCAUCCCCCAUAAUAAGCUUGUCUAAAAACGCCCUGCCUCUAAACAGACUGCCUUAUAAUAGCCUGCAAAAAUACAACUUUACUCAUAGCUUGCCUAAGAACAGCCUGUCUCAGAAGAGCAUGUCAUUGAAACGACAGCAUUUUAAUAUCCGGCCUGAGAACGGCCUGUCACAGAAGAGCUGGCAUAACAACCCCCUGCUUUAUAAUAGCCUGCCACAGUGGAGUCUUUAUCAUAACUGCCUGUAACAGAUCAACCUCCUUCAAAAUGGUUUGCCUCAGAACAGACUGUCACUGAAAAGCAUUCAUCAUAACAGUCUGCCUUGGAACACCCGUCCAUAUAACAGCUUGCCUUAGAACGGAAUGUCUUAGAACCGCAUGUCUCAUAUCAGCCUACCUCAAAUCAGCCUUUCUCAAAGCAGCCUGCCAUAGAACAAUCUGCCGCUGAACGGCCUGACUCAUAUCAGCCUACCUCAGAUCAGCCUUCCUCAUAGAAGCCUGCCUUGCCGCUCAACUGCCUGAUUCAUAUCAGCCUACCUCAGAUCAGCCUUCCUCAUAGAAGCCUGCCUUAGAACAAUCUACCGCUGAGCGGCCAGACUCAUAUCAGCCUAACUCAGAUCCACCAAUCUCAAAACAAUCUACCUCAUUCCUGCUUGCUCAUAACAGCAUGCCACACAAAAUUUUUCCUCGUAUCAGCCUGCCAUAGAUUAGUAAAAAAUUAGAAUACCCUGCCUCUGAACAGCAUGUUCCAGAAUGGCCUGCUUAAGAACAUUCCGUUUCAGAACAUACUGGCUUAUUUGAUUGCACACGAAAGCUGCUGUAGGUCUAUUCAAAUACUUCGGGUGUUGUAAACCAUUAUUGUUUAUGAAACUUCAUGAGCUCAUCAGCUUCGAAACAUUUGAUAACAGCAAUAUAUUAACUGGUCUAAUGAAUUUAUGAAAAAAGUCUGUGUGUGUGUUUUGGAGAUGGUAGUCUAAUUUUUCAAAUCUUUUCUAUCAAUUUUUUUAUAAAAAUCUUUCAAUCGUGUGUCUGAGUGUGUGUAUGUAUGUGUGUGUGUGUGGUUAAGGGGGGAGCGAGGUUAUGCAUUUAACGUAUCUAUAUAUGGUUUUACAAAUUUAAUAUUGUUUAAAAUAAUUUUGCCCGUUACAUAAACAAUAAGUAACAAUGGUGUCAAGAAAAACGAUACCAAAAAAGAAUAUCAAUAAUUACUGAUUCAAGUCAAUAUAAGUCUGCUUGAUAGCGGCAUUUUUCAGACAGAAGAAAAAGAAGAAAGUGCGUCAACGUCAAGAAACUUUCAAAAGGAUUCAAACAGAAAAAGACAAAAAAUAAAACGCAUUUAGAGUCAAAUAGAGACAAGAGAAGAGUCUUAGGGCCGACGAGAACCUAUUGCAUAAUCUCAUUAACAGAGGAGAAAACAGGAAAGCCUUAACAUACAGAAACACGAGUAGCAUCAGAAGAAGAAUAUAUACAACAGUGACGAACACUUGGAAACACUCGAGCACAUCCACCUGCAUAUCCUUGCAUAUCUCGAUAUCCUCCACAAAAGUCUGUCAACACAGUUUUUCCAAGCAGUACACAUUUCCUUGAGAAAAUGAUAUCAUACAACAACGAUUUGUCAUUACCCUUAAGUGGCGCUACUAUCUGUGAAUUGUCAGGAAGAGACCCAUACGUCUUCAUAGUAAAUCGAAAUACGAUGCAUUUUCAGCAAGAAACACGCCAUUUAUCUCAAUACGUGACACGCUACAUAGUAGACAUCACUAAACCCAUAUACAUUCAUUAAGAACAUGCCGCGAACGAACAGUGCAACCCACGCUCUCUGGAUCAAAACAAUCUCUUCCUCAAACAACACCAUAUAACCAGAUAAGACAUGAGAUGAUUGUGAAGUAGAAGCUUAAAAAGAUAGAAAGCAAUACUUGCAGGAUAUCAGAUUCCAUUGUUCAACAUGGUGUUUCAAACGAAAUCGCCAGUCGCAUCCAUGUUGUUUUAUCAUGAAACAUAGAAUGAAUAUAAAUGUUGAUAUCAAGAGUUUAUGAGUGAUGUUGAGGUCACGCUAGUUAAUCGAUCGUGUUUGAUAGUUUUGUGUUGAUGAGAAGAUAUUUCCCCCUAACGGAUAUUGUGCUAAGACGUAAAAUGAACCCUAUUAUUUCAUGAAGUGUUGCAGACUCUAGCAAUCGGAAUGCAUGACUUUUAGUGCAUAGAUUAACAGUGUGAGAGUCUACUAUAAGCAAAUUUUGACAGAAAUACUCAAGGGGUCUUGAUUAGAGAAACCAGAAAAUUUUGACGUUCCAAACAAUGAAAAGGACGAAAAUCACCCAACUCAAAAACAAGGACAACUGCUGUAAAGCAAAUAUGAACAACUAUUUGCCCCAAUGUUGUUUUGAAACAAUAGUUUCUAUCUCUGAAUGUUUUGCUUUAAACAUUUCGUACAAUACAAAUUUAACCUUUCAAAGCUCUUUCUCCUAGAAACUCUAGCGUACCUUCUAUUAGAAACUAAGGACACAUCAUUUCAUAACUUCUAUAUGAGCAAUAAGAAAAAUCUUGUCAUAAAUUCCAUAUGAUCAAUAGAAAAAAUCUUUUGAUAACUUCAAUAUGAAAAAUAAGAAACUUCUUGUCAUAACUUGAAGUCAAAACUCGUUUUACUUAUAAUUUUUUCCAAAAUUUUGAUAAAGCUUUCAAAAAAGUUAUUGUUAUAAAAAAUGUAAAAAAACAUUAAAAGAAAAAUUCUUUGCCUCGUGGGUUUCCUCGUCUUUAUCUAGUAUUGAAAUAGACCAAAGAGUCAAUUCCUUUUUAUUAUGUUACUUUAAUUUACAAAAAAACAUUUCUUUUUCUUUUUUAGACGUACAGCAAGGCAAAAGGAUAAUGCUAGAUUGGUGCAAAAAAUUAAUCCGAAUUCCAAAAAUGAAAAAAAUAAAAUACUAGAAUAGUUCAAAGAUUAAUCCACAUCCACGAGAGAAAAAAGUGUCAUACUAGAAUGGUGCAAAAAAAAAUUAACAACAUUCACGAAGUGGAAAGAGUAUAAUACUGGAAUGGGUACAAAAAUUAAUCGACAUUCACAAAGUGAAAAAAAAUAUUAGAAUGGUGCAAAAUUAGUCAACAUUCACAAAGAAAAAAAAAAUAUAAUACUAGAAUUAGGCAUAACUUAAUCUGCAUUCACAAAGUAAAAAAAUAAAAUACUAGAAUGGUGCAAAAAUUAAUCCACAUUCUCAAAGUGAAAAAUAGUGUAAUUCUUUUAAGGUUAGUAAGUCUCGUGAGUCUGUUGGUCGUCGUAUUUAUAGUGAAGCUAUCGAAAACCUCCAGAACAAAAAGUCUAGAAGUUGAAUAGUCAUAGAGUAAUUUCAAUGUCUCAGUAGACUUUCUGGAAAUUGUAAACACACUUUCCCAAUCCAGUAAAGUGAGAUAAAUGUAACAACCCGAAUCACAAAUUUAAUUGGUAACGACAGUAACUAAAUCAUAAGGGGAAACAAGGGAACAUAAUUAGGUAAACACGGUUUAUAACGGACCCAUGAAAAACUCUUUAACAGUUUCUACAAUGCGUUCUAAAAAUUAUGUACAACUUACUAUAUAACACUCUGUAAUAGACUACACCAAUUAUGUCAUCAUGCAAUUGAAGAACACAUCAAACUCAAUCAGCCUUGUAAUAGACUACACCAAUUAUGUCAUCCUGGAAAUGAAGAACACCUCAAACUCAAUCAACCUUGUAAUAGACUACACCAAUUAUGUCAUCCUGGAAAUGAAGAACACCUCAAACUCAAUCAGCCUUGUAAUAGACUACACCAAUUAUGUCAUCCUGGAAAUGAAGAACACCUCAAACUCAAUCAACCUUGUAAUAGACUACACCAAUUAUGUCAUCCUGGAAAUGAAGAACACCUCAAACUCAAUCAACCUUGUAAUAGACUACACCAAUUAUGUCAUCCUGGAAAUGAAGAACACCUCAAACUCAAUCCGCCUUUACAAAAUGUUUGAUACUUUUGAAGUCAACGCAAAAGUACACUUGGACAAUCACACAAAUACACAUGGCUAUCCGUGCAAAUACUAAUGUCUAACCACGCACAUACACAUGGAUAAAAGCAAAUACACAUGGUUAACCACGCACAUACAUAAUAUGGGUACCACACACAUACGCAUUGAUAAAAACAUACAUACACAUGGUGGACUACGCACAUACAUAUGGGUAACCACACACAUACGCAUGGCAAACCACACACAUAUACAUGGAUAAAAACACACAUACACAUGGUGAACUACGCACAUACACAUGGGUAACCAUACACAUACACUUGGCAAACCGAACACAAAAACAUGGUUAAACCACUCACAUACUCAAGGAUAACCCCCAUAAUACGCAUUGCUAACCGUACAAAUACACAUGGGAUUAUUAUGUAAUUAAAAAAUGCCGAGUUUUGAUUUUAAUAUCAUUUUAUUUUUACACAGAAAUAUCUAUUGCUGCUUUUUCUAAUGAACCAUUACGUCCCAGUGCGCUGUCAGGGUAAGUAUUAUUGUAAUAAGCUAUAAACGUCCCAGAGAGUUGUAAAUGUUAGUAUGAUUGUAAAAAGUCAUAAUGUCUCAGUGAUUAAUCCAGGUAAGUAUUAUUGUAAUAAGCUAUAACGUCCGAGUGAGAUGUCAAAGUAAGUAUUAUUGCACUAAGCCAUUAGUUCCCAGUGAGUUUUUCAAGUUAAACUUUAUUAUAAUAAGCCAUUACUUCCUAGUGAGCUUUCAAGUUAAAAAAAUAUUGUAACAAGCUAUUACUUCCCAGUGAGCUUUUCAAGGUAAACAUUGUAAUAAGCCAUUAUUUCACAAAGAGCUGGCAAGGCAAGUAUUAUUGUAAUUAGCUAUUACUUCCCAGUGAGCUUUUCAAGGUAAACAUUAUAAUAAGCCAUUAUUUCACAAAGAGCUGGCAAGGCAAGUAUUAUUGUAAUUAGCUAUUACUUCCUAGGAAGUUUUUCAAGGUAAAUAUUAUUUUAAUAAGCCAUUACUUCCCAAAGAGCUGGCAAAACAAGUAUUAUUGUAAUAAGCUAUAACGUCCCAGUGAGUUUUUCAAGGUAAAUAUUAUUGUAAUAAGCAAUUACUUCCCAAAAUGCUGGCAAGAAAAGUAUUAUUGUAAUAAGCUAUAUCAUCCCAGUCAAUUGUCAAGGUAACAAGUAUUGUAAUAUGCUAUUACGUCCCGGUGAGUUGUCAAGGCAAGUAUUAUUGUAAUAAGCUAUAACGUCCCAAUGAGUUGUCUAGAAAAGAUUUAAUUUAAUUAUAAUAGUUGUGAUUAUUAUUAUUUUUUUUUAAUCUAUAGUAAAGCCUUUGAUCAUGUUUUUUUUUUUUUUUAAAGUAUGUUUUUCACCUUGAUGUAGGCCUUUAACGUAAGAGGUGGCAUGUUAUACUCAAUCUUGUUUAGUUGGUUAACUUGUUGUAGGCCCCUUUUUUUUAAUUUGAAGAAGACCUUGCUUUAUGAUAAUAUAGUAUUUGGUUCAAAUUGUUGAAGGUGUCAAUUCCUAAGUUAACUUUGAUUAAUUAAUUCGUCAAGAGUUUUCACGCUUUGAAUACCUCGUACUAUUCUUACUAUCACUGAAUAAACUCAAGUUCUUUUAAUAAUAUUUGUAGCUUUAAUGUCUAAGGAUAUACUAUACACAUCAACGCAUGAAUGUUGCGCUGCUCGCUAUCAGACAUAAAUAAUACACAUCCUACUUCUACAAAGUUCCACUUAAGACGGCUGAACGACUAAAACGUACGCAACAAUACUGUCUAGACAAUACGUCACCCUCAUCAUUAAAAUACGUCACAGAGUCAAGGUCGGGAAGGGCGUUCACUAACUAAUUACAACUCUCAAACACACAACGCACUUUAUGAACAUAAUAUCCAGUCGCAACUAUUACUAAUGAACUCCUAUACUUGACAGAAGGCCUUGGUUAAAUUUUAUGUACGCUUAUUUCAAAUUGUUGUAGGCCUUGUUUCCGCUUGAUGGAGGCCUUAGUUUAAAAUGAUGUGGGCCUUUUUUCACUUUGACGUAGGCUUUCGUGCUACCCUAUGUAGCACUUUUUCGACUUAAUAUUGACUUUGUUUCAACUUGAUAUAGGCUUUUGUGCUACUUGAUGUAGCUUUUUUUCGACUUAAUUUUGACUUUGUUUCAAUUUGAUGUAGGCCUUUGUGCUACUUGAUGUAGCCCUUUUUCGACUUAAUGUUGGCCUUUGUUCAAUUUGAUGUAAGCCAUGUUUUAAAUUUUGUGUAGGCCUUUGUUCAACUUUAUUGGGCAUACAAUUAUUUGAUGUCGGCCUCGAUUAAACAUGAUGUAGGCCUUUGUUCAACUUGAUGUUGGCCUUGGUUUAAUCUGAUGUGGACCUAGGUUUAACAUGAUAUAUGACUUGGUUCAACAUGAUGUAGGCAAAUAAUAUUUGUAUCAAAUAAAAUAAAUUGGUAUGAAUUUAGUUAUUUUGAAAUAUUUGAUGAUUUCAAUUCUUUUUGUAGUCUUCAAAAAAGUUUGUAAAUCACAGUAUUGAUGGCAUAAAUCAAACUAUUUAAAAAAAAAUAAAUAAAAAAAAUUCUCGUAAAGCUUUGUCUUCUUUAGUAUGAGCAGUUGUUUCCCUUUAGAAGGGUCAUUAAACCAUUAGCUUUGUCUUGUUUAAGAUGAGCACCCGCAUGUCUUUAGAAGGGUUAUUGAACCAUUAGUGUUGCCUUCUUUAAUUUAAGCAGUUGUGUAUUUUAGAAAGGUCAUAGAACAAUUCAUUUUUCCUUCUUUAAUACGAGCAGUUGUGUCUCUUUAGAAGGGUCAUUGAACCAUUAGCUUUGCCUUUCUUUGGUAUGAGCUGAUUUGUCUCUUUAGAGAUGUCAUUAAACCAUUAGCUUUGCCUUAUUUAGUAUGAGCAGUUGUGUCUCUUAAAUUGAACCAUUCCUUUUCACAUGUUUAAUAUAAGCUCCUGUGUUUUUUAGAAGAGUAAUUGAAUCAUUAGCUUUGCCUUCUUUAGUAUGAGAAGUUGCGUCCAUUUAGAAGGGUCACUGAACCAUUAGCUCUACUUUCUUUAGUAUGAGACGUUGUGUCUCUUAAGAUGAGUCACUGAACCAUUAGCUUAGCCUGUCUUCAUUAUGAACAGUUGCGUUUUUUUUAGAAGGCUCAUUGGCCAUUAGUGAUGCAUUCUUUAGUAUGAGAAGUUGUGUCUAUUUAGAGGGGUCAUUGAACUAUAAGCGUAUUUAAAUUAAAUAUAUAGCUUGAAAAGUAAAAAAAAAAGCGAGAAUGGUGUUUGAAUAUAUGUUGACAUCUCUGUGCUAAUAGACUUUACAAUUUAAUCGAAUUCAAAAUCUUUUUUUUUUCAGCAUGUCUUUUUUAUCAUUAUGUCUCUGCUUUCAGCAUGCCGUUAUUAUCAUUAUGUCUCUGUUAUCAGCAUGCCUUUGUUAUUCUUAUGUCUCUGUUAUCAGCGUGUCUUUGUUAAUAUUAUGUCUCUACUAUCAGCAUGUCUUUGUUAUCAUUAUGUAUCUGUUAUCAGCGUAUCUUUGUUAUCAUUAUGUCUCUGUUAUCAGCGUGUACUUGUUAUCAACAAAUUUUCUGAUUCAAUUUAAUUUCAAUGUACAAUUCUUUUAUAAAUAGACUGCACCCCCAUCAUGGCAAAUCUGGACAAAUUUAUAAAAUUUGACAAUAUGGGGACGACGUAUUACACGUCGAAAGCCCACUACUCUGAUGCCGUUCAAUCUGCUGCUAUGUGCAAAUCAAUCUGUGGACACCUCAGUGAGAUAGAAGAUAAAAAAGAAGAAGAACUAGUCCAUGCUUUGCUUAAGCGUUUAAACUACGGUGGCGUUUUGAUAGAAGGGACAAACAAGUACGACAAGUCCAAAUGGGAGAGCGAGAGGACCCUAAAGAAAAUAAACUACGUCAACUGGUGCCGUGGGGAACCCAAUAAUCAUCUUAAAAAUGAAAACUGCUUGACUUACAUGAAAAAUUGGGCUUGCAUGUGGGACAUCCCUUGUGUUUAUGAUUACAGAGCAUUUGACAUUCAUUACUUAUGUGAAGUCAAAAACACUUAAGACUGAUGAAAGGAUUAUACAUUGAUUUAUGGAUGUUUGGGUUCGGAAUUUUAAUUCUAAAUUCCUCGUGACCUUGUUAUCAGAAUGCCUUUGUUAUCAACAGGACUUUGUUGCCAGUAUUUCAUUGGGUUUUUAAAAAUUAAAACAAGACAGUCAACGCCAGACGUUAAAGAAGAUGUGGUCGUAAGAAAAAAAAAUAUUUUUAAAACAUGUGUUUAAUUAGAAUGAUUCAAGCCAUUCUUAGACUAUUUCAUAACAUUUUUUUAAAAACAUUAUUCUUAAAAAAUAUAAAAUUUCUGAUGGUAUCGAUCAUACAUAUGUAAAGUAAAAUUAUUAAAGUAUGGUUGAUUUUCAGCCACUUUGUAAACACAUUUUCUGUUAAAAUACGUAAUUCU